This is a messenger RNA of Brassica oleracea var. oleracea, 662 nucleotides long. Its product is annotated as COX assembly mitochondrial protein 2 homolog. NCBI's taxonomy places the organism in Eukaryota, Viridiplantae, Streptophyta, Magnoliopsida, Brassicales, Brassicaceae. The transcript is spliced from 4 exons. Gene Ontology annotation, cellular component: mitochondrion. The record is from RefSeq and is a predicted model, not a curated record. Bases 129 to 371 code for a protein of 80 amino acids.
CUCUGUUUCGCCCAUUUCAGCGAUUCUGAGUUGUAUUAGCUCAAAUCCUCUCUCUCUCUCUCUCUCUCGCAGAGGAGUCUCAGGUCAUCGAUACCAAAUCAAGAACUUAAAAAAAACAAAAAAGAGAGAUGCAUCCACCACUGACACCACACAGACAUCCAAUGUGUGUGGAGAUAAUUGAGGAAUUCCAAAAGUGUCAUUUAGAUCAUCCCAUUGGAAAGUUCUUCGGAGACUGUACAGAGCUGAAAGUAAAGCUUCUUCAUUGUUUCCGCCAAGAGAAAGCUGUGAAGCGGAAGGUAAAUUUCGAACAAAGCAAGAAACUUCAAGAAAGACUUAAAGCUAUAAGGAAAGACGAAAAUGCAGAGACUUGAGAGCAUUCUUGGGUCCUCAUCUCAGAUAUGUAUGUCUAUUUCAAAACAAAACCACGUUUCUAAAUCGAUGAUAUUAUUGUGCAUCUAUUGAGUAGGGCUUCUAAGGGUUUGUAAUGAAGUGAGUGUAAGGCCACUUAGCUUUGGUCUGCAACAACAGGACAUGUUCUUACACAACUUGCUUUAUUUAUGGAUUUACAAGUAGCUACACAACGUGGCUUAAUUGUGGCUACAAAAUAAUAUUUGUAUUCAAUCUCCAAAGCUAUUUUUUUUUGGAAACUGGUACUAGUCAUU